Messenger RNA from Opisthorchis viverrini, 4248 nucleotides. RefSeq lists its product as hypothetical. The record is from RefSeq and is a predicted model, not a curated record. NCBI's taxonomy places the organism in Eukaryota, Metazoa, Platyhelminthes, Trematoda, Opisthorchiida, Opisthorchiidae. The transcript has 23 exons. Bases 1 to 4122 code for a protein of 1373 amino acids.
AUGCUGUCGAUGAUGAUGAUGAUGAGGAGGAGGAGGAUGACGAUGAUGAUGAUGAUUAAUUUGCAUGAGACUCGUUACAUUGCGGCAGUUCAUUUCAAAUUUUUACCUUUCUUCCCCACCCAGUUUGGGUGUUUAGCAAUGGCUCAAUUAUCCCAACAUCGUUACGUAUUCCUCUGGUGUGGGAUCUUGUGCUGCGUUGCUUUCACGAGUUCAAACCUCCAGACUACAAAACGAAUGCAUGGUUUUCGUCCGCCAAAAGGUCGAAUCUACAGUGCGUAUCGAUUGGAUUCAAAAACAGGUUUCAUACGUCCCGUCGCAAAAGUCGUACCUCAUCCAGCUAAAAAAGGCAAAGAGGCUGAGAAAAUCGUCGCAUACUCAGAGAAUGAAUUUACCAUGUUCGAGGCGGUUCCACUUAGUUUGGAGCAGUUUAUCCGUUCGUAUGGACAUGGACUAGUGGACAUUUCUUGGCACAUCAAUGAGAUCUCUCCGGUCGUACACAUCCAUAUGCUGUGGAUAGAGGAAACAAACAGGCCAAUCAGUUUGCCUUGUUGGGCUCCGGCCGAACCGAAAACGAUCGGAUUUUUCGAGACUACGUCUCGAGGACAUAAAAGAACUUGGCUAAUUGGACAAGGGAACACGCUCUCUUUGAGUUUGGCGUCGGCUUUUGGCUACAAAACGGAUCCAUCAUCUGGCGCUUUGCUACUAUCACCGUUUCUCGGAAUGCAGGCAACCCACAAUGUAUUUACGUGCCUGCUGAGUAGAGAAUCCUCAAGUGAGGAAAAAGCCCGACCCCGUGUCAGCUUCACAGAAACGCAUAUGCUGUACAUACAAACGGAGGAGGAGAGAUUGCAGAGUGCGACAGACAGCCGCUUGGAAAUCGAACUGGAGCUUGCAGCCUUUGCUCCCGAAAGCCUUAGCCCAGCCUGUCAUGUCUACGGAAACGAAUGGGAUCCAGUUUGUCGUGAGGCAUCUUGGCAACAGAUACGAACGAUCGAUGUGCACUCAAACAACUCUGGUUACCGGUAUUUUCACAAUGAACACUUAAAUUACGACGGCAAAAAUGAACUUGCGGACCAGACGAGGGACAUCAUAAAAGACUUUUGUCGAAUCUAUUUGUGCAGUGCAGAAAUGUGCAAGUUCACACCAGAUGUUUACUCCAAUAAAACUGUCGUCCUCCAGGAGAAAAGAAUCUCCAUACCAGAAUUCGUUCAUUUUGCUGGUGACACUUUGAAGCUAACAGAUGGAUCUCUUCAGAAAGUGGAAACCAACUGGGAGCUGCCGACUAGCAAUGGGACGCGUAACACUUAUCAACUUCCUGGAAAUGCUGUUCUGAGGAUGGUGACGAAGAUGGCUUUUACGAACGGAUUUAUGGCUUUUACGAACGGAUUCUUGGACUGCAAUAUAGCCAGGCGCCUGUUUGAACCUGACAUUGGCGACCUGCAGGAGACGGCACACCACAUGGCACUGGACGAGGCACCAUUCAAUCCCUUGGCCAAUAUGCUUCGGCAUCAAGAACUAACAUGGGUUAGUGAAGAAGAGACUCCAGAUGCGGUGAAAUAUCGACCCACUUUCUGCUCAGAUAAAAAAGAGUCAGCCAUUGACUAUGAAACAGGAGAUGUACCGAUAUACAACGCUUCUGCAGGAUAUACGAUCAUAUUCAGUAUGCCGUAUGACAAUGCCGAGACCAUGUCCGUACAUAUUGGGGAUAUGGAAGGCGGAAGUGAAUGCGAUGUGACUGUGGGUUGUGACCAGAGCACGUGCUCGGUCACUGUGCAACAGAAUAGCGCAAGGCGACAAAUCAAAGCCAAUCAUAUGCCCCAAAAGGGACUAUACAGCACAUUUCGUCCUUUCGAUUCACCAGAAGAUCGUUUAAUCGUCGUUCUGGUUGUCGAACCUACGGAUACCAGGUGGCAGCAAGCCUUCCAACAGGUGACGAUGUAUAGAAAUGGCCUACGAGUUGCCGAGGGCGCUAUAGCUGUAUUCGAACCAUCAAAGUUUAUCGUUUGCUCCGGGUUAAUAACGACCGAUUUGACCCCAGGCUCCUGGGUGAAAAUAUUGAACUGGCCCGAAACCGAGUUGGCCGGACCCUCGCAGGCACGCGCAAAGAGGGCUUAUGAACAUUUGCUACGUCCAUGCAGAGAGUCAUUCACUGGCGUACCCUACAGUGCUUCCGGACAAAUACGACGGCUCACAUUGCAUCCGAACAAUGAAAAACACAUCCACUUUGCUCUGAGUGGAGCGUUGUGCAGUUCACCUUGUAUGCCAAGUGGGGAAGGUGGCGAACUGAUAAAUUUUGAAUGCAUAACAACUUCGGAGAGCGAACCGUGCAUGAGAUAUUACUUUGUGUCAAUAAAACGAGAGAACUACGAAGUUGCCCAGAAUGCCAGCAACUGGCAGUAUGCCGCAUUUGCCAUUCAGUUCUGUGGAGCCACCAUUGAACGGAUCUUGGAGGAUUCUCCCUACUCGAUUCUUAAUCGUGAAACACAUUCAUGCAAUAUUUCCGGAGAGGUUCGAUCGUUGAUGGAUUGGCUCCGUUGUGAGCGCGAUAAGUCGCUGGCAGAACUCCAGGACAACGUGAUCGGACCUAAUCAGUGUCGCCUCAUAUCAGCGGACAGACGUGCGCCUGUGGGCACAUCCAAGUUGAAACUUGUUCCCGUUGUCAAGAAGUGUGAACCGAAGGCAAGUGAUCCCACGUUGUUCCCGAAUUAUAUCCGGCCGCCUCGGCACAGAGUUCGGAGAUUAACCUACAACGAGCGAAGCUGUCCCAUUGGGUACCGCAAAGCAAAAUCACUUGAUAGUUACACGUGUAUUCCGUGCCCACCUGAUUCAUUCGCUGACCUUGAGACGGAACUUACUAGCUGCCAAGGUUGUCCGUUGGCUCGACCGUCUACCUAUUCCGCCGAAGCGGCAAGUUCGGCUCAGUGCUCAAACGAUCAACUUAACAAAUUACGUGGAUUAUUUUUCCGCUACGAUAUGAGCAACUUGUCCGAGGAUGAGUGGGAUCGCAGCUUCAACUUGAGCGCUCAGCUGUGGUGGAAUCAAAAUCACACCAGUAUUACAAAUUUGGACCAUUUAAAACCGGAAGAGAAGUACCUGGAGCAACAACGGCAGGCUGUGGCUCUGUUUCAGGCAAUGACGCAGUUGACGUUCUCAAAAGGUGAGGUGUUCCUCAUGCUAAUGGUAUCGGCCUCUUUGUCCGUCUUUGGGGGUGUGAACUUUCUUCUACUGUUGGCAGCCACAAGCAGACCAGCCAAGUGCCCCGGGGCAGACUUCUACGGACCCCAAGCGAGUUUGAGGGAACGUAUCGGUAUGGCUAUUUACUGUGCCCUUGCGAGGUUGGCUAUAAUGAUAGCAACCAUCUUUCAGCGGAUUAAACUGCGUGCUCUGCGUGGACUGAUGAGCGCUCGACGGAGUAUGAGAGAUUCCCGGAUGAGCACGGCCACAUCACAUUUGAGCCGAAAAUUUUCGAACCUUAUCAAAAGUCGGUAUGAAGGCUAUAAACUCCCUCCUUUGACAGAGGGUCAAAAGAAAUUGGUGCACUUGUUAACACGAACAACUAUUGAUCGAAUUGUUGAAGCAGCAGAGAGGGAUCUCACGGCCACUCGAGAAAGGAGGCGGUUUAUUUCCGAACAAUACCAACAGCGCCGUCACGACGCUGGAGAGGUUGAAGCCGAGGCCCACGAAGCGGAAUUGGCGGCAGAAGCUGCUAAACGGGAGGCGGAAAAAGCUGCCAGAGUUGUGCUUGACACAAAAGAGGGAAGAGCCAAAACCAGCGCAAUAUCCAAAGCAGAGGAAGCAAAAAAACUUGCUGAUGACCUUGCAGCUCGUGCGACUGACCUGAGGGCCUUGGCCAUCAAGCGUUUACAAGCUCUCAAAGAGUUUGCGAUGGAGCGACACCUGCUGGAAGAGGAACGCCAGGCAGCACGCUGGCUAAGUGAAAGCGAUUGGAGGGCCGUAGAACACGCAGCCGCAGAGCUGCGUGCCUACAUGAAGCUGCCACGCUUUCACACACCCGAGUACUUUUUGCUUCUUCCGGGAAUGUACGACCAGGCCGAGGCGCGUUCCACCAUCUACCCAGCCCCAGAGAGAGAUCAACAGAUAGAGAGCCGCAGCAGCACUUGACUGAUUUUACCAAACAUUUCGUUGUCUCCAAUUGUUGAUUCCUGUUUUCCUGGAUCUUACCAAGCACAACUAAGUUUGUGGUUCGACUUCCUGUUUCCUGUUCAAUGUUGCAGUGCAUGUAAGGAC